CAUAAUUGCUUAAUGGGAAACAUAGACGACAAACUCUACAAAGGCUAAGAUAAGUGGGAAAUUUCGAACAUCUCCGCGGGAAAUCAAAACACUAACGACAACAUAAUGGCAGAUGAAAGCGAGUCUAUGGAUACAACGAAAGACGAAUCACAGAAGCCAGAGUCACUAGGACGAAUGCAGAUUCUUAAUAAUGCGUUGACACAGGCCAGGAAAAAGAUUAUUUCAUCUGCAAAGUUACAGUUAUUUCAAAAGCAUCUUCGUCCCAUUCACAAGAAGAAUCCUGAAGUCCUCAAAAAGAUGCAUUUACAGCUUACGAAGCAGCUAGACUGUCACAUUAGUGAGGAAGUAAUGUUGAUGUUUGCUGAAGAACAGAUGGAGAAAAUACUAGAUGACCUGGAUGGAAUUAUCGCCAGUCAGAAAGACAAUAAAGAGCUGGCAUGGCGACCUUCAGGUGACCCCCAGCAAGACAGUCAGGUACACAAUAUCCCAAUCAAAGAGAAACAGAAGGCACAGCUUCAGCAUGUCAUCACCCAGCUGGAGCACCAGAACACCCUGCUCAGGGACCACGUGGCUCUGCGACAGAAAAAGCUCCUUGGCACCAAACGCACAGUGGACAACGGUAUUGACAAGUGGAGACAGAUAAAUGAAGCAGCAACAACAAUUCCUGCUAAUGAUCUCGAACAAUUUGUUAAAAAAUAUGGCACGAUUGUGUGACCUCCACCUGACCUUGGAUAUCUCUUAGAAUUUGGUGCUGUGAACCUGACGAGCUACGUGUAAGUUGGUGGAGAACCAUUAAAAAGUCGUUCUCAGUAAUAAAGCAAGGGUGUUUCUGGUUCUCUGCCCAUUCACUGAGAAGACAUUUGUAUGUGUCUGACAGUAAUCAUGUGUAAUGCAUAUGUGGCCAUCAGCUUACAGGAUUUGAUGAUUUUCUGAUGCAUGCAAUAUAGUGAACACUGAAGGCAACUUUGAUAAGGUUUUCAUCAAGUUAAUAGCUGUCACUGGCUUUCUUAUCUUGCUGUCGUAAGCGGGUAGACUAAUGUGCUUACAUAACAAAUAGUUAAAGGUAUUUCUACUUAUUUAUAAUAAGAUAUAAAUAAACUUUUAUAUCUUUCUAAUGAACAUGUCCUUUUAUACGCAUGUGAUGUUACGUUUGAUUUUUAACUAAUUGUUAUAUUUGAAGGGAAAGGUUUGGAUGUUUUUUAUUGUACAGUUAUCAAGAAAUAUUAUGACUGGGAAAUGACUUCUCAAUGAUUGUCAGAUGAAAACAAUACACACUGAAAAUAUAAUUUUCAAAGAGUACGAUGACAAUGUAAGAAUGUAAAUGGAAUACUACAACACAUGUUAUAAUCUCAUAUUUUUUUUCAUCUUUCAUUUUCUUUUAGAAAAUGGCAAUUGGUCGAACAGAUUCUUCUAAAUGAAAGAAUCGACAUUUUCUAGCAUGAUAUUUACUUUUUUUUUCCAUGUGGAAUAAGAAAGCUAUUGUUUUAGCACCCCAGUUAUUUUCGAUGAACAACUGUUGUAUUACCUUGCAUGCAAUUUAGAGUUGGACGUUGCCAAACAUUGUACACAUUGAUUAUCAGUACAUGUAUAUUUGGAAGUGUGUAUAGGUUAGGGGUGUCGCAAUACGCCGAGAGUGUAUCACGAUUUAUCACAUACCUGUUGAAUCUUGUUAUAGUAAUACAAGCAAUUUUCGGACCAUGAAUUACAACAUUCCGUAUUGCACAUGUGUUGUAUUUACCUACUAGCCGAAACUACCACGACGUAAACAAAACAGCAGGUGGCAAAAGGCAUGUGGAAAAAGUCUUCCCGGUCAAAGUUCAUCUUCUCGACCAAUCAAAACUCUUGAAGGUCAUAUACCACGUGUGGUAUAUAACACAUAUUUAUCAAUCUCAUUAAAAUCUGAUGUUAUUGAAAAUACCUACGGCUUUUCAUGCGGUACGUGAUAAUGAACAGCUGUAUUUAUUCAGAUUGCAUAUUUAUCUAACAGUCUGCGUGUUUAUACAAUGAUCUGAGAGUGGAAUAACACAGCGUAUUGUGGUAGAAAUAGAUUUAAGUAAUAUGGUGUACAUAGAUUUAAGUAAUAUGGUGUACAUAGAUUUAAGAUUUUUGUCAAACCAUUAAAAGCAUGCUUUAUGCUUAUUGGCAUACUUGUUAGAAUUUGUAAUAAUUUGCAAAGUUACAACACCAAGCAGAUACAUAAGAAUAGGCUUAUUAGAAAUAUUGCGAUACAGCAAUAGUUCAUCUCUGUAUGGUGGUACGAUACGAUAUACCCAUGUAUUGCGAUAUACCUGUUUCCCGAUAUAUUGUGACAGCCCUCAUAUAGGUCGUGUCCAAUUGUGCAAUGCUUAAUCAUCACUUCCUUAUACAUUCAUAUGCACAAGCCUUGAUACAUUGUAAUAACGUAAUAAUAAUUAAAAUAUAAUGA
Molecule: messenger RNA, 2425 nt
Organism: Mizuhopecten yessoensis (Yesso scallop)
Lineage: Eukaryota; Metazoa; Mollusca; Bivalvia; Pectinida; Pectinidae
Product: polyamine-modulated factor 1-like
Exons: 6
Coding region: 106-714 (202 amino acids)
Biological process (GO): chromosome segregation
Cellular component (GO): MIS12/MIND type complex
Source: RefSeq, a predicted model, not a curated record